Cyanidioschyzon merolae strain 10D is the source of this 213-nucleotide messenger RNA. RefSeq lists its product as hypothetical. Bases 1 to 213 code for a protein of 70 amino acids. Lineage: Eukaryota; Rhodophyta; Bangiophyceae; Cyanidiales; Cyanidiaceae. The transcript has a single exon. The record is from RefSeq and is a predicted model, not a curated record.
AUGGUAAGUGCUUGGUCUGGGGCGCUGUUUGGUUUAGCAGUGCAACUUAUGUCAAACGCACUCCAAAAGCUGCCGUUGAUGCGGCGACCCUGGGAGCACGUGCUCUUCGCAGCGGGCGGCGCGUUUGUGGGUCACAAACUGGGCGACCUGGAGGUGGAACUUACGCAACGCAUUGAAGCGCAUCGCGCUAAUCAGAAGCGUCCCGGCUCGUAA